Messenger RNA from Xyrauchen texanus (razorback sucker), 5189 nucleotides. RefSeq names its product ephexin-1-like. Bases 405 to 3263 code for a protein of 952 amino acids. The transcript has 16 exons. The record is from RefSeq and is a predicted model, not a curated record. Gene Ontology annotation, molecular function: guanyl-nucleotide exchange factor activity; protein binding. Gene Ontology annotation, biological process: activation of GTPase activity. Lineage: Eukaryota; Metazoa; Chordata; Actinopteri; Cypriniformes; Catostomidae.
CUGUCCGGCUGUUCCAUAGUACACGCUCACGAGCUGGAAAACAAAGAGCUGGAGAUGCGCGUGUGGAUUUACCGGAGAGAACAACAAAAGAAGGAAGACGAAAGUAACGUCUGAUCAAAUCCUUGCGGAAAUAAAGUUCGCUUCGGACUGCCGUCUACUGCUGUCAUUUUAAUUAAAUGUAUUAAAAAACCUUUUCCAUGGACGUCUGUAAACUGGUCAUACACUGAUCUGUGCACACUUAUUCCCCCACAGAUGAGGAGCACGCGAGUGUAAUUUCACAUUUUCUCUUCAGCAAAUCACUUUUCUAAAUGGAUUACAAGGGCGAGCGAGACACAUUUGGAUAAAGAUUGAAGACCCUCAUUUUGGCCGGGUUGCAUUAGUUAAAACAUAAAAAAACAGCCAAGAUGUCUGCUCCAGAGACUCCACAGCUACCUCAAAGACCAGAGGUUAAACGGGGACCCCCGAUUCCUUCAAAGCCUUCCAACAAUACCUUGGAAGCUUCAUCUGUGGACAGCACAGACUCUCAGAGCUCUGGGAAAGUAAAAAAUAUAGUCAGCAAGUUCAGCCAUCCAGAGCCAGAGAAGAUUCCAUGUGGAGGUACAGCAAAGAGUGGCAUCAUGGACAGGAGACAACAAAAACCUCCUAAAGUAAAGCCAAGACACAUAGCCAAGCGUUCUUCUAUGACCAGUGCUGGCAUGGCACCACCUCUGCCUCCAAAGUCAAGGCAAAAUUCCACUGGCCAGAUGGAAGAGGUGGAAUACAAAAAGGCUUCUGCACUGAUUAGGCAAGAAGGAGACUUAGCUGCUGUAAUUAUUGAUGGCCGAUCAGCUCCUGAUGGGAAAGAGGGUGGCAAACUUCAAGCAGAACAGGAUUCAAGCUCUCCUCCGGAGCCUCAGUGUGAGAAGAACUGCAGCUGUGUUUGUCACCUGCAGAGGCCUGGCAUGAAGCUCAUAUGGGUGCCAAUAAGUGAAAAAGAGGAAAAUGAGGGUGAGGUUGAAGAGAUGGGACCGGACUCUGAGAUAGAGACCAGUGACAUGGAGGAUCAGAAAGAAAGAGGAGGAGAAGGAGAAAGUGAAGCAGGAAAACAGGACAAGUCAAGUAUGGAGGUGGAAUCUUUGAGUGAAUCUUUAGCUGAGGGUGAGAACAACAGUGAGGAACUGGUAACAAAUAAAGACAAGUUCCAGGAGGCCCGCAGCCUCAUAGAACAGCAGCUGAGGAGGAAAUCAGACCCUGGUCCUAAAACACUGAUCGCCUCUGUUCUCCCGUUUCCCCAGACCCCUCUAAACGCCACAAAAGCCCAAUCUUUGGAACAAGAGGAAUCCAUUUAUGAAGUUAGCUUAGAUUUGGUCACUCCACUCAGACUGCAAAAGGGGUCAGACACUCUGACAAGCAAGGAAACCCCUCCAACCAUUCCUCCUCGAAUGCCUUUGGAUAACAGGUGCGCGCCUCGCCUUGUUUUGCCUCCACCUGUUGCACGCCCUGCCUCCCCUCUGCUGCCCCCUUCCAAAUGCAGUCCACCUGCCAGUCCUCGACCACAAAGAGCUCCACCACCACCACCAUCCAAGACCUUUGAGAAUAGUAGAUGCCUCAGUAGUAAUUCUAAAGAUGAGAAUGACAGUGCAGGGGCUGAUGGGGAAAAAUGUGGAACCAAUGAGAACCCUCCACAGUUACCACGUCAGCAACAAUCUGUUGAAUUAGAAGCCAGGAUGAACGAGGACUACUUGUAUCAGUUUUACACAAAAACUUUUAUAUCCAAGGAGAUCAGGAGGACAGUGUGCCGUAACAUCAGUAAGACCAGCAUAGACUUCCAGAUUAGGCCACACAUUACAACCAGCGCAGAGAAAGGAGCUGAAGGUCCCAGAUCCAGUCCCAUUUCAACUCUCAAUCAGAACAAUUUGUGGCAGGAACGGCCAGCAGUACGAGACAGUGGUGUCCUGCAGACCCUUACCCCAGAAGAGAGCAAGUACCAAGAGAGCAUGUUUGAGGUGAUAACAUCAGAAAUGUCAUACUUGCGGUCUCUGCGUGUUCUAACAGAGCACUUUAUGGAAUCAAGUGACUUGAGUGAAACUCUCAUUAUCAGAGACAAAAAAACACUCUUCUCAAACAUCCUGCGCAUACAAGAGGUCAGCGAGAGAUUUCUGAAGGACCUGGAGGACAGACUAGAGGAGAACAUUAUCAUUACAGACAUCUGUGAUAUCAUUCACUAUCAUUCCCAACACCAUUUCCCUGCAUAUAUAGACUAUGUUCGAAACCAGAUUUAUCAGGAAAAGACCUACACCAAUUUAAUACAAACUAACACCCAGUUUGCGACUGUGAUCACCCGACUCCAAGAGUCACCCAAGUGUCAGCGACUGCCCUUCAUGUCCUUCCUAUUGCUGCCCUUCCAGAGAAUCACACGCAUUAAAAUGCUCAUUGAGAACAUCCUAAAAAGAACGGCUGUAGGUACAGAUAAGGAACAAACAGCAUCUAAAGCUCUAGAUUCUGUGUCCAAGAUCAUAGAAGAAUGUAAUACUCAGGUUGGGAAAAUGAAACAGGUGGAGGAACUCAUUCAGAUUAAUGGUAUGCUGGAGUUUGACAAGCUAAAGGCGUUGCCAAUUAUCUCUCAAACACGUUACUUGGAGAAACGUGGAGAUUUGCAGGAAAUAAAUAGAGGAGGAACAUUCCUGAAUCUCCGCCCCAAAUUCACCCCUGUCUACCUCUUUCUCUUCAACGACCUGCUUGUAAUUGCCAGCAAGAAAAGUGCUGAGCGGUAUGUAGUCCUAGAUCAUGCCCAUCGGUCCCUGGUCCAGGUGCAGACUAUGGGGGAAGACACACCUAUGUCCAGCCUGGAGAACUGUUUCUGUCUGACCCUGCUGGAGAAUCACCAGGGACGUCAGAUGGAGAGAGUUUUGAAGGCUCCCACACAAUCUGACCUACACAGGUGGUUGGCAGUAUUCCCCAAUCCCAAUGACCCAAAUAAAGAUCAAGAGGAAGUCAUAUAUGAGGACUGGGACUGUCCUCAAGUACAGUGUGUGGAACAGUACAUGGCAGUUCAGGCAGAUGAGUUAAAUCUGGAGCCUACAGAGAUUGUCAACAUCACACGGAAAACCACCGAAGGAUGGUAUGAGGGGAUCCGUCUAUCUGACGGACAGAAAGGCUGGUUUCCUGAAGCAAAUGUUCUGGAGAUCACCAAUGAGCAUGUCAGACGGCGCAACCUCCGAGAGCGCUAUCGGGUUAUCCAAGCUGCGGGUGUUGUUACCAACAAGACUCGGAGUAUACCAUAGAUUGAAAGCUCUUCAUCCUGGCAUCCUGGAAUUCCUAAAAUGGGAACAGUCUUUUAAAUGAUGGACAUUUAAUACAGACUCUGUACUGAUGGAAAGAGUUGAUUUAUUGAGGUAUUACAUCCUUUUUAGGAUCAGAAACACCCUGAACUAAAAAAAAAGUCAUUUUGGCACUUUGAACAAAAUGAUAAACUAAAUCUCAUGUAGGUGUCUUUAAUAAACAAGCAAUAUUUAAAAUCAUUUUAUACCAUAAAUCUCCAAUUUCACUUUUACAUUCUUCUUUUGUUUAUGUCAAUUUCCAUUCUACAUAUCUACACCUACUGGGCAGGGAGUAAAAUUUAAAGAGUUGAUUUAUUGAUGUAUUACAUUCUUUUUAGGAUCAGAAACACCCUGAACUAAAAAAAAAUUAUUUGGGCAAAUGAUAAACUAAAUCUCAUGUAGGUGUGGUUACCGGGGGCCCAAUAUGUUCCAUUCAGUUGUUUUGUUAGGGACCCUAUUAUGUAAUGUAUAUUGUUUCAGAGAAGUGUGUGUGUGUGUGCGGAUGUGCAUGAGCAUGCAUCCCUGUGAUCUUCAGCACUUGUUUCAAGAAUGUCAGACUACGGAAAUUCCAGUUAAAAAGAUCAGAUGGGUUAAAUGGUGCCUGUUGGUUAAAAUGUCACAUGCUCUGAUUUUUGCUGAUUGGGAAAAAUAUAAUGUGCUCUGAUCAAGAUGACUAAGGUGGUACAUUCUUUAUAAACCUGCAUGGUUAGUCUUGUUAAUGGAGGCAAUGAAUGUGUGAUAUUUAGCUUGUGUGUACUGUAAACACAAGUGUGUUGUGGUACAUGUAAAUAGGAUAUAUAUGUAUUGUACAGUUGAAUUUAAAGGGAUAGUUCACCCAAAGAUUUUAAUUCUCUCAUGCCAUCCCAGAUGUGUAUGACUUACUUUCUUCUGCUGAACACAAAUUACAUUUUUAAGAAAAAUAUCUCAGCUCUGUAGGUCCAUACAAUACAGUGAAUGGUGGUCAGAACUCUGAAGGUUCAAAAUAUAUAUACAAAGGCUGCAUUAAAGUAAUCCAUAAGAAUCAAGUGGUUAAAUCUGUGUCAUUAGAAGUGAUAGGUGUGGAUAAGAAACUAUACAACAUUUAAGUCUUUAAUAAACAAGCAAUAUUUAAAGUCAUUUUAUACCAUAAAUCUCCAAUUUCACUUUUACAUCCUUCUUUUGUUUAUGUCAAUUUCCAUUCUUCAUGCAUAUCUACACCUACUGGGCAGGGAGUAAAAUUUACAGUUGAAGUCAGAAGUUUACAAACACUUAGGUUGAAAUCAUUAAAAAUGUUCAACCACUCCACAGAUUUCAUAUUAGCAAACUAUAGUUUUGGCAAGACGUUUAGGACAUCUAUUUUGAGCAUGACACAAGUAAUUUUUCCAACAAUUGUUUACAGACAGAUUGUUUCACUUUUAAUUGACUAUAGUCACAAUUCCAGUCAGUCAGAAGUUUAUAUGCACUAUGUUUCCCAGAACAACAGCAAAGGACAUUGUGAAGAUGCUGAACAAAACAGGUAGACAAGUAUCUAUAUCCACAGUAAAACGUGUCCUAUAUCGACUUAACCUUAAAGGCUGCUCAUCAAGGAAGAAGCCAUUGCUCCAAAACUGUCAUAAACAAGCCAUACUACAGUUUGGAAGUGGGGACAAAGAUCUUAAUUUUUAGAGAAAAUUCAUCUGGUUUGAUGAUUUAGUUUUUAUUUAUUUUUUUACUUUUUGGACAUAAUGACCAUGUUAUGUUUGGAGGAAAAAGAGUGAAGGAUAGAUGAAUGAACUUUUGCUCCGUGCAUUUAAGAUGCAUCUUCCUCUGGCGCCAUCUAAGGGACAAAGUGCAUCGAUGCAGUUAAUGUACAGUAUAACGUGCUUUAUUUGGAGUAGGUUGAUGCAGCUAAAUAAAUAAAUAAACAAAUUC